This is a messenger RNA of Paramecium tetraurelia, 953 nucleotides long. RefSeq lists its product as uncharacterized. NCBI's taxonomy places the organism in Eukaryota, Ciliophora, Oligohymenophorea, Peniculida, Parameciidae. The transcript is spliced from 3 exons. Gene Ontology annotation, biological process: fatty acid alpha-oxidation. The record is from RefSeq and is a predicted model, not a curated record. Gene Ontology annotation, molecular function: phytanoyl-CoA dioxygenase activity.
AUGAGCCAAAGACUUGAGUUGCUCCAGAAGUAGAUGCCUUCUUUUUAAUAUACAGUUGACGGAGGCAUUUUAACCAAGGAAGAGAGAUAAUUUUAUGAAGAAAACGGUUUCCUAGUGGUGAGAUAAAUGUUCUCUCCAGAAGAAAUCAAAGAGUGGACUCAAAGAUUCAGAGAGUAUGCAGAUGGAUAAUUGGAACGCAAAUACGGAAUGUAAGUGGUUAGAGACAUUUCAUUGGUGAAAAGAGGAGGAGGAAAACAAUUGGGAGAAGAAGCUAUUACAAAAAUACAGGACUGGUAAGAGGAUGAAAUUUUAUUCAAAUUUUGCAGAAACCCCAAGGUUAUCAAAUAUCUGUCUAGCUUCUGUGGACCUGAUAUAAAAUCAGUUCACACUAUGUUCAUCAACAAACCACCAAAUAUGGGCAAAACUUCUAGACACCCCAUCCAUCAAGAUCAAGUGUAUUUUCCAUUUGGACCAGCUGACAGAAUAGCUGCUGGUUGGGCUGCACUUGAAGAUGCCAAUAGAGAAAAUGGAUGUUUAGUUGUAUAUCCUGGAACUCAUAAAGUUGGUCCUGUCGAGCAUUGCUAUCCCGAUUGGAAGGAAGGAGUGAACAAAGCCUAUUGGGGAGUUAAAGAUAUGCCACCUGAAUCGGCUCCAAGAAUCCAUUUAGAAAUGAAGGCAGGGGAUAUAGUUUUCUUCCAUCCGUAUCUAUUUCAUGGUUCAGGAGAAAAUAAAUCAAGUAGUUUCAGGAAAUCCAUUUGUUGUCACUUUGCUUCAGCCAAUUGCCAGUAUCAUGAUAUCAAAGGAACUUUCCAUGAAAAUUUGGCUAAAGACAUCAUUGCGUAUGCCUCAAAGAAAUUUGGACAUGUCAAUUACUUAGAUAUUUGGAGAUUUAAAUGCAGGUUAGUCUAAGGCAAACCUGAUCCACUAGGAUUGUGAUAAAAUUACGAUAAUCC